GCAUGAAUGGGGUUAUUACAUUUCCUCCCCGUUAUAAAAAUUUCGUCCCCGAAAUUGAGAAACUGGGUGCAUAAGAAGUUCAUGAUUCUUCACUUUUAUUACCGAUCAUAUCUUAUUACCGCCAACAAAUCAUAAUCAAAUUAUGAUCCACAUAGCAGCUCCAAGAAGCAGGCACUAGAAGUUAUUCGCGAGCUUCAAAAGCAAUUCCCCAUCAAGAGAGCGCCAAUGAGAAUACGUCUGACUGUUCCUGAAAACACUUCUUCUUCACUUGUUGAAAAGCUGAAUGCUUGGGAAGCUACCAUAACUGCAAGGGAUUCUUCUGGAAGUCAGCUGUCUUUUGUUUGUGAAAUCGAGCCAGGUUUCUUCCGAGACUGUGACAUCUUGGUCAGGAAUCUUCAAGGCCGAAUGGAAAUUCUAGCAGUGUCCGUUCAUUUCGAGGGGGACACACAUGUGGACGACAUUGCCGAUCAUGUAGACCUGCAACCAUCCCUCCCCACCAAGGGCUCCGCCGACCCCAUUGCUCAACUCUCUGAAAAAAUUCAGAAACAGACCAUCUCCUCCGCAGCACCGAAGAAAGUCGAGGCAAAGCAGAAUCAGUGCAGCACGUGCAGUGCAGUCGUGGGGGAUGCUAAGGAGUACAGGGAACACUUCAAGAGCGACUGGCACAAACAUAACUUGAAGCGGAAGACACGUAAUCUGCCACCUCUCACAGCAGAUGAGUGCUCUGCUGAUGUGAACUUGGGUGACUCUAAAUCUGAUUUGAAAGAUUACUCGUUUUGAGUUUGUAGUAGUUGGGAAAUAUUUGUUCUGUUUUUGUAACCCGAGAGGCUUCUUAUAUUGAUAGGACUGAGCUGGGUACAGUCGCCUGUGUAUUAGCCAUUAGCUUAUUACGUCUGUCCCGUGUCACUGCACAGAACAAGAAAGAACCUCAAAGUCGGCUAUGAGUUUGCAGAACAACCCAUGUUUGGUGGUUGACAAAACUCAAAAGCUAUUGGAAGAAUCAAGUUUGUAGGUGGAAUCCUCAUGGCCGGCAGGUGGGUCGGCAGGCCCUUCGGCACAGGGCCUCUAUAUCUUCAUCGUGUAUAUUAGUAUAUGACUAAUUAUUAUUACGGAUUAUUGGUUUCGAUCAUGAAUGGAAAUUUUAUAAAUUGAGUUUUGAUUA
Linum tenue is the source of this 1162-nucleotide messenger RNA. The record is from the annotation of a GenBank genome assembly. Lineage: Eukaryota; Viridiplantae; Streptophyta; Magnoliopsida; Malpighiales; Linaceae.